This is a messenger RNA of Eriocheir sinensis (Chinese mitten crab), 11914 nucleotides long. It is a transcript of the gene RhoGAP100F, whose product is annotated as rho GTPase-activating protein 100F-like. The coding region runs from base 2129 to 5893 and encodes 1254 amino acids. Gene Ontology annotation, biological process: signal transduction. NCBI's taxonomy places the organism in Eukaryota, Metazoa, Arthropoda, Malacostraca, Decapoda, Varunidae. The record is from RefSeq and is a predicted model, not a curated record. The transcript is spliced from 13 exons. Gene Ontology annotation, molecular function: protein binding.
AGAUAGAUAUAGAUAUUAGUGUUUACUGAUGGAUACUGACAGGCAGUGUUACUAGAGAUUUUUGAGUUUGUGUUGGUGGUGGGCGUGGUGGGCGUGGGGCUGGCUGGGGUGCAAGACGUGGGCCUCAUCAGGUAAGAGAGGUGACCAGAGUUUUAAUAGAAUGAUGUAGAUGUUGUGUUUUGGUGAUGGGAGGAAGCGGAGGGCAGUUAUGAGACGAAGGCCGGUGAUUGCAGUAUUGGGACAAGGGAAUAGCUAGCACGGGUCUGGGGGCAGGUGUUUGUGUGGUGAGGUGUCUGCAGGAGGCCCGCUGAGCAAUGUCGCCAUGAGCUACAGGAAGGGGCGGGCGCGGCAAGGUGCUGUCAUCCCGCCAUACAUCAGCGCGAGGCAGGAGACACUGAGAGUGGCGAUUCCCUGAAUAGCGCGGCCUUGAGCGAGGCUAGUAGAGAAGUGUCGUGAGUCCAUCGUUAUUGUGAGGUCCGCCGAGGUGUGCAGCAGCUCCACUACUGCCCAGCGUCCACUCCAGCACUAGAGGGGCUGGUCGGAGGAGCCGUUCUUUUCUCCCGCUGCACGCCAAACCGGCCUCGUAUCGACCGUACGCCGCCGUGGGCCAACGCGCAGGCGUGCCAGGACUGCGUACGGACACGGCCCAAGAUGGCAUUUAUCAAGCCACUAAUGAAACCUGAGAUGGAAAAUGUUGCUUUGAUGAAUUUAAGUUCCAGGAUUUUUUUUUUCGUUUUGUUUUGAGUUGUUGAAGCGUACAACGGAUAUGAUUACAAUUUUGUGCGUGUCUGUGUGCGUGUCUGUCUGUCUGUGUGUGUGUGUGUGUGUGUGUUAGGUGUUGUGCUAGGCAUGGCUUCCAUUCCUCGGGUGGCAGGGAUGUGUGGUGGGAUGUGCAGGGGCGAGGCAGGUGUGGAGCAUGAUGUGGUGGUGGCGGCGAGCUGUGGCCAUGGCCGGGGUGGGGCGGGGACUAAGGGCGGGAGAGGGUGCGCGGGGGCCCGUGCUGGUGUGCGUGGAGGAGGGUGAGGGGCCGCGGGCCGGGCAGAGCGCAGUGCGUGCGUGAGUGAGUGGCUGGAGCCCGCGUGUGGGCUGCCUCACGCCGGGACGACACGACACUUCCUCCUGCUGGUGUGUGCCGCGGCUCUGUGCGCGUACCGUGCUCGCCUCACCGCCCUGCGCCUCCCCGGCCUGGACUAGUCUUUCUGAGGAGCCCCUCCACCACGCCGCUCGCCUUGGGGCCUCAUCCUGCACCAGGACGGCAUCGUAACAGCUGGCGGAGGCCGAGCCACCGCCACCGCUGUCCCCGGAGGUGGUGAGGCUGGCGGGCGGCAGCGGUGAUGGCGUGACACUGCCACCAUCGAUCCGCCCCGCACCCUCACGCACACCACUACCACAUACACACACAUACACCCACCCACCCACACACACCUACACACACGUGUACACCAGUAGCAGGAACGGUUGUGGUCGUAGUGAGCGGCGGCGCGUGCGGCCGUGCCCGCGUGUGUCCCUGCACCUGGCAGCAGCCGUGGCCUCCGUCAUGCCGCCGCCCCCCCUGCCUGCCGGAGGGCGGAGGGCUGACGCCGGGGAGAAGCAGGCUGCCGGCCCAGCCAGUGUGUCCUUUCUGCCGCCUACUGGCGUGUGCCUUCUGCCCACCCGCCACCGCCUGGCCCGCGGCGGGAGGGCGUGAGCGCCAGGCCCAGGAGUGGGGCUCGGCGGCAGCAGCCUUCGUGCCGGAUGACGGAAAGUCCUGAGUGAAGGCAACUCAGUCAACGUAACACAUGAAAGAGAAAAGUUUCCAGCUACCUCAGCAGGUUGUGUCGAGACGAAACUGGCGACAGUGCACUUUGCGGUACCAUGUCAUGAAGGUGUUGAAACUCGCGUCGCGCCUCAACCUGGAGUACUUCUGGUCUUGUUAUUGCAAGUUUAACACCCUCAAGGAAUACUGAGGCGCUCAGCCAAGUGCGGCGCGUGCUGCGAGGGACCCAUUUUUUGCCAGGGCGCGGGCGUGGGCCCCCUGCCAGGAUGCUCGGACCUCCCCGCCCCCACGCCGCCCACCUCGCCCCCCCGCCGUCCCCCCGCACCCGGGGAGCAACUUUAUGACGUGGGUCAGGUGAGGGCAUGCAGGCCGAUGGUCCUGGUGGACGGUGGGGCGGUGAGGGAUCAGCUGGUGGUCGCGGCCCGCUCAAAUAUGCUCUGCUGCGGCGGUCGGAAGGAGGGAUCCAAUGGUGUGGGGGCCGAGCUGGCAGCGUCGCCACGGAGGCAGGUGGCCGGACCUUCCCGUGGCAGAGACCCUCCAAGCAUGGUCGUCCAGGGAGACUUCCGCAAGGUGAGCGGCAUCAGCACCGAGAUCUUCCGGCAGAUUGAAACAGUCGAGAAUGACCACGAUGCGUCGACAGCAGCGGCCCUGGAUGUGGUGGAGCGGCGCGGUGAGAUGGUGGUACGCCUGCUGGAUCCUCGCACCCUCAGCAGGCCCGCCUAUGAGCAGGCCAAACGCUUCCUCACCGCCCAGAAUGUCAAGUUCAGCGUGCAGAUGGUUGAGAUAGUGAAGCGGCCCGGCCAGACGCUGGGACUCUACAUACGCGAGGGCAAUGGCGCCGACCGGGCUGAGGGAGUGUUCAUCUCGCGCAUUGCCUUAGAGUCGCCGGUGUACAACUCGGGAUGCCUGCGAGUGGGCGACGAGAUCCUGGCGGUGAACCUGGUGGACGUGACGCGCAUGGGGCUGGACGACGUGGUCAUCAUUAUGAGCAUCCCGCGCCGCCUGCUGCUGACCACCCGCUCGCGGAGGGGCGGCAGGGGUGCGCCGCCCUCGCCGCAGCCCAGACACGAGCCCAAGCCGCCGCCCGUCGUCGUCAUCAAGAAGGAGUACGAAGAGGAACCGAUCGAGGACUCCAACAGCAACGGGGACACGCUUCGCUUCGCUGCCAUGGGUCGGCCGCCCCCGCCCCCCUCGAGACCCCCGCCCGGGGUGCCGCAAACUCAGGAAUCAAGAUUCAGUACACUGCCUCGCUACCGGCCCCCAGAAACCAUGUCAGCCCUGCGACACGAAGAGCCGCUCAUGUACUACGGCACCAGAGGGAUACCAGGGAAGGGUCCCUUCGGCGUGCCGCAGGGAGUGCCACCCGGCGGGCAGCCCGGCGUGCUGGUGGGGCCCAUGGUGGGCCCGCACGCCACACACCCAGGCUACCAACCGCGCAGCACGCGACAACCAGGACUUCCGGGUGCCGGCAUCCAACCCUACGGCGCCCCGCCACGACCGCCAAUCGGGUCUGACAGAGAGCGGUACUACCAGCCCCCGCCGCCCGUCAUCACCGAGCAGCCCCGCCCGCAGCACCAGCAGCACUUCACGCCCUAUGAACGCUCAUACCCCAAAACCCUGGAGUCUCUGGCAGAACGGGUCCACGCCUUCUAUGGGUCCGCGGCAGGAGACCAGCUGGGCGGGCCGCUAGGGGUGGGCGACCUUGCCAUUCGACAGGCCCGGGCCCACGAGCCCCCUAUGUACGGCACCCUGGGCCGCAGCAGUGUUGGGCGGCCGCGCUUAGCCCGCACGCUGAGCGAUCAGCGACUGCCCGCCACUGAACGGGAGAGCCUGAGUGACUACGAGGGGAGCGGCCCUUCGGCACGCCGCCACAAGGCCAGCACGUUACAGUACCCUUCAGGGGCGCAGGUCUCUGACCGGGCCACGUUAGAACGCUAUCAGGAGACCAUGCGGCGCCUGAGUGCCCUGCGGCAGCGGACCCGCUCCGUGGACUACGCCAGCGACACCGAAGUUACGUUACCGCGGUCUUCCCUGCUGGCCCGGGCCCGCGGCGCUCACCACCCAGGAGGGCCGGGAGGCGGGGCGGCCCGCUCCAACUCCCUGCCACGCCACUCCUCCCGCCACCGCGGAGCCUCUCAUGUCAGGUUCGAGGCCCGUGGAGGGCCUGCAGUGAGCGAGGACGAGAGUGACGGUGCAGUCAGCGCUCCCGAGAUGCCCACCGGCACCGAGAGAGCUCGGCUCCCGUCCUCGCCCUCCAUCUUCACCUCGGACGAGUACCGGGCGUGGAUGAGCCGCGCGCCCUCCACCAGCGCCAUCUACGAGAGGAUACGGCAGUCCCACGAGACGCUCCGGGGCCAGCGCGGCGGCCUGCGCUUCACCUACAGCGCGGACAACCUGACGGACAAGAGCCGAGACGAGGCGCCGUACUACAUGCAGAGGCUGCACCUGGGUCCCGGGGCGGUGGGGGCGGCGGGCAGCGCCACGAGACAGCUGGGGCGGCUGGAGGGACAGUCCCGGCGGAUGAGGGCCGCCCUGGAGGAGGCCCGCGGCGUGCCGCACCCCUCGCCCACGAGGGGCAGACCCGCCCUCCGGCUCAUCGACAUUAACCCCGCAGAGUUCCUGAAGUACAAAGUGGGCGUGGGCAACAUGGGCGGGGUGUCGGAGGGCGUGUCGGGCAUGCUGUGGGUGCACCUCCUGGCCGGGCGGGGGCUGAAGGCCGCGGGGCGGUCUGAGUUCCGGGACUUGUACUGUGUGCUUGAAUGCGAUCGCGUCCACAAGGCGCGCACGGUUGUUCGAACAGGCGACUUAAACUUUGACUGGGAUGAAACCUUCGACUUAGACCUCAUAAAUAACAAAGAGCUGGACUUUUUAAUAUACUCGUGGGACCCGCAGUUUAGGCAUAAGCUAUGUUACAAAGGUUCAGUACACCUAGUGAGUUUACUCAAGGAAUCGCCGCUGCAUCAACUCGCACUAAAGAUUGAGCCUAGGGGCACCCUAUACCUCAAGCUACGCUACACUCCGCCCCGUCAGGCCUUCCUCCGAACCCCGGGUGUGCGCAAAAAUUCACUGUUUGGAGUGGAUCUGGACACGGUGUCGAAUCGAGAGUCGGGCGGAGGUACAGUCCCCCUGAUCAUCGCCCGCUGCGUGGCCGAGGUGGAGCGGCGGGGCCUGGACAUCAUCGGCCUCUACAGACUCUGCGGGUCGGCCACCAAGAAGCGUCUCCUCAGGGACGCCUUCGAGAGGAACCCGCGGCUGGUGGACCUCUCCUCAGACAACGUUCCUGACAUCAAUGUAAUCACAGGCAUCCUGAAAGACUACUUACGGGAGCUGCCGGAGCCGCUAUUCACCAAGUGUUUGUACCAGAUGCUCGUGGACGCACUCACCGUCAUGCUGCCGGACGACCCCCAGGGCAACGCCAAGCUCAUGUUUUCCAUCCUUGACUGCCUGCCCAAGGUCAACAGGACACCGCGUCCUUCCUUGCAGAUGACGCUGUUCCUCCUCAUGGAUCAUCUGCGUCUUGUGGCCAGUCAGUCAGAGAGAAACAAAAUGACCACACAGAACCUGGCCAUCUGCUUCGGUCCUGUCUUGAUGCUGCAGAGUGAAAGCGAAGAUCCCAUGGACUUCCACCAGCCAAUUAGUAUUCUCAAGUUUCUCCUCGACCUCUGGCCCUCCAAGUCAGCUCGGGAAGCGGAAGCAGCGAGUGCUCGGAGUGCGCGGCCUUCACACCUGGACCCGGGGAGGCGGAAGGUCGGGGGCCCCGGCAGCCGCAUGACCACGCCCCGGACCACGCCCCGGACCACGCCCACCAGCCAGUCCCCAGGUUCAGAGAGCGACUCCUCCCCGAAUCCUCCUGCUAACCUUCGGCCCAAGCUGGUACUGGGGGCCAUCGCCACCACCAGCUCCGGUGGAGAGCCUGGGAGUGGAGCAGCUAGUGGACCUUCCGCUCCCGGCUCCACCUCCACCACCUCCACACCCACCUCUUCCAUCACGUCCCCGCCAUCCACCACCGCUGCUCCAACCAGCUCCCUGCCAGCAGGGUCCUCGGAGGCGGCGUCAACCCUCACUGCCACCCGCGGCCUCGACCCAGAGACGGAGACCGAGGAGGACAAGGACGGAGCCGAGACAACGUCCAGCUAGCCAGCUCCUUGGACGCGCCCACGCAGGCCUCUCAAGUGUCGGUGUGAAUCCUUCGGUUAUGUUCAAGGAAGCGAGGCCACCUUUGGUCCAGCAUAUUUGGUCUGUAAUUUGGUUCUCUUGUAAAUCUGUCGCUGUUCUCCGAGUCUCCAGGAAUUUUGCCCAUAGCUCUUUUAUGCCUGGCGUAGGCUUGGCGACAGUUGGCCAGGUUCUGAUGUGUUUAAAAAAGCGUAAAAUAUAACACUAGUUGCAGCCAAUUGCUGAAUCCCUAACAUCACUUGCUGCAAAGAAGUUCCAAAAUCAUCGUGGUGCCUCGCGGACAUGCAUCAAAACUUCGAAUUUGUCAGGAGGGCGAAGUCCACCCCUCGUGAGCAGCCCUGAGAAGGCCACAGGAACCCUUGCACACAAGGGCUGUUGGGGACACCACCUCAGCUUUGGGCAAGCAUAAACAUCACCCUCGGUCAUCGCCUGCGGGGAGAGGCCACUGCGGGAUUUAUGCAACUUGUGUUACAAAUCACUGCCACAAACUUUUAAUUUAAUAUAUUGUCUCAGUGGAGAUGUCAAAUAUUAUCAGUAGAUGAGCUGCCAAGAGCUUAUAGUCAGUGGGAGUGCGGAUACUGGAGUCAGCAGCAAGGGAGCUAAGUGUCUGCACUGCCCGGUAGUCUGUGGUGUUCGAGAGUAUUCAACGGCGGUGCAAACUACUUGCCAGAUGGCUUCCAUUUCCCUCACGCCCGAUGUUUCCCAUGCAGGCUGUGAGGUAGAGUACCAGACACUGUUCCAUUCUGCUCAGCAUGCCGCAGCCUCAGUCCCAGCUGGCCUGGUGGUGACGAAGAUAUCUAAUAGCAAGCAGCUGACGUUGGCAAAGCAACAACAAUUAUUACGUCUUUCUUAAGCACCUGCAUGAGAUGUAACUCCCCUAGGAAUCCAUCUGCCCCACCUGAGUAGCUGAACAGCAUGACCAUUCCAAAUUCAUGCAGGAAUCCGCAGUGUUCCUUGUCCCUUAAACUGUCUGCUCUUUCAUGUAGCAAUAUUGUUCCUCGUGGAGCCCCGAGUAAGUCAAAGUCUAUAUACACCAAGUCAAGCCACGCGCAGGUUUGUGGGAGGAGACACGGCCGAGGCGUGGUUUAUGCGUGACGUUGCUUGGAGCCAAACUAGAGAAUGUAGAAACAGGGAUUUAGAGAAAACGAGGAAAGGCGGACUAAUUUAAAUCAAUCACUUCAACAUGCCCUCCCUCACACCCCACACCGCCGUUUGUAGUCAUUGGAAUUACAGUCACGCAAUAGCACAAUAAAAAGACAUAUUUUUUCGUCAGUGGCUUGCCUGAACGCGCUGUGAAAGAAGGCGAGAAUGCACAUCCAGAGUGCACACACGGCCCCAACUUUAGUCACCCCUGAACUGCCGGGUAUUUUUUUUUGGCUCCAAGUGACGUCAUCCCGCUGCUCCGCCCUAAAACCGCCUCCUGCGCGUACCGAUCGCAGUUUUGAAGCAGAGUGACUCGACUUGGUAUAUAUAGACUUAGCUCCUCCCCGCCUGUUGUGAAGAGGCCAUCACCUACCACCUACAUGAGGUUCAAAGGGUUCAAAGCUUACAACCAGUUCAGGCGUAGAUUAUUUACCUCAAACUGAAGAGUACGAUCAUAUAAUGUAGUCUCAACACUUUGCCAACAAGAACACAUAGAAUUCGUGGCUGAUUCAAACCCGAGUGUCACCCCGGCACUAACCACACCGUGUGACGUCAUGGCCAUAUCGCUGCAAAAUAUCGUACUAAAGCUCCACCUGACCCUAGGAGGAACCCAGUCAGCUCACAUUAAGGGCAAUCCGUGUGGUGAAGCCUCGCCGUCGCAUCGUACACUCGGCCGGGCGUGCUGGCAGUGUCUGGUUCUCCGUGUCGUGGUCGCGCGCGCCGUGGCUAGCGGGGCCACGAAAACCGCAGCUUGCAUUCACGAGUUUUGGUGCUUUGUCGGUUCAACUGCCUUUCAGACAUCUUUGUGUGGUUAAGUGAAAUGCAUGAAUAGUAUUUGCCCAAAUGUACUUUUUAAGGAACGACAGGCGACAGAUGAGCGAAAACGAUGCCAGAUAUUCCUUCAUUACCGUGUAUCAGUGUUGACAGGGUUGCACUCACACCUUUGCAGUGCUCUUGUACUUAAUUGGUGUCAACUUCUUAUAUGUACAUUUCCUUUGCUUCUAGUCUCUAUAAGGGUGCGGCCACACUCCACGCGGUCUGCUGGGAGGGUAGAGGGUAGCGGGUUGCCUAGGGGGUCAGCGGCAAGAACAGACACAUGUUAUCUAAUACGAGUGGGUAAGCGUGGAGGGAACCCGCUACCCUAAGUCUAUGUACACCAAGUCGUGUCACGCGCAGGUUUGUGGGAGGAGACACGGUCGAGGCGUGGUUUAUGCGUGACACUGCUUGGAGCCAAACUAGAGAAUGUAGAAACAGGGAUUUAGAGAAAACGAGGAAAGGCGGACUAAUUUAAAUCAAUCACUUCAACAUGCCCUCCCUCACACCCCACACCGCCGUUUGUAGGCAUUGAAAUUACAGUCACGCAAUAGCACAAUAAAAAGACAUAUUUUUUCGUCAGUGGCUUGCCUGAACGCGCUGUGAAAGAAGGCGAGAAUGUACAUCCAGAGUGCACACACGGCCCCAACUUUAGUCACCCCUGAACUGCCGGGUAUAAUUUUUUGGCUCCAAGUGACGUCAUCCCGCUGCUCCGCCCCAAAACCGCCUCCUGCGCGUACCGGUCGCAGUUUUGAAGCAGCGUGACAUGACUUGGUAUAUAUAGACUUUGGCAGCAGCAAUGUGCGUGGCAGCCUUCACCAGCGAGCCGCUCACCGUCUGCAGGAAUCGUUUAUUGAACUUGUUAAGCGUCUUCGAGGCCUCCUGUUGUACCGAGGCAGCUUUUACUCAGGGCUGGCACCACUCGGGGGGGGGGGAAGGGGGCGGGGGGAGGUUAAUUUUCAAUACAAAAAAAAUUAAUUCACACCAUCUUAAUCACAGCUGCAGAUGAUGACGUGUGUGUGUGUGUGUGUGUGUGUGUGUGUGUGUGUGUGUGUGUGUGUCGGACUCGAAAUCCCCAGUCAGUAUCGUCCUUGAAGGAACUUGGAACUCCAUAUCAAGGAUCGCUGGGUAUGGCUUUUGAUGGCUAUUUACUCUUUCAAGAGGAGGGUAUCUGGGCACCUCUCCUCCCGAAAUUGACCUCUCUUUCGGCCACCUCUUUGGAUUCUUUUUAGGAGCAGCGAGUAGCGGGCUUUUUUAUAUUAUUGUUUCCUUUUUUUGUGCCCUUGAGCUGUCUCCUUUCUUGUAAACACACACACACACACACACACACACACACACACACACACACACACACACACACACACACACACACACACUCGAGAGGCGGGAGGCAGCCCCCAACAGACACCCGUCACCCAUUUAACGCGUGGUGGAUAAGGACAUGGAUGAAAGGAGAAUGCCCAUCCGUCUCCACCUCGGAAUCAAACCCGAUACCUCUUGGUUGUGAGGCGAGCGUGCUAACCACUCACCCACCGACACACACACGCACACACACACACACACACACACACACACACACACACACACACACACACACACACCGCUUCGUAAUGCAGUACCAUCACUUUUGGGUACAGUGGAUAACGCGCUGAACUGCUACCCUCCUUGCUGAAGUUUGUCGCUGUCCAAAACGUUAACUUCCUUGAGCCCUCGCGGCGGGACGGGGAUGAGCAGUGUGGAUGGCCCCAUGAGAAAGGAUCGGUCCAGUGUGCUAAAUACCUUUCCGAAUAGUGUUGGCUUGCUCAGAUCAUGGAUGAAUGACACACACACACACACACACACACACACACACACACACACACACACACACACACACGUGGGACACAGUGUUGGCCAAAGUCUAUGUAUACCAAGUCAAGUCACGCGCAGGUUUGUGGGAGGAGACACGGCCGAGGCGUGGUUUAUGCGUGACGUUGCUUGGAGCCAAACUAGAGAAUGUAGAAACAGGGAUUUAGAGAAAACGAGGAAAGGCGGACUAAUUUAAACCAAUCACUUCAACAUGCCCUCCCUCACACCCCACACCGCCGUUUGUAGGCAUUGGAAUUACAGUCACGCAAUAGCACAAUAAAAAGACAUAUUUUUUCCGUCAGUGGCUUGCCUGAACGCGCUGUGAAAGAAGGCGAGAAUGCACAUCCAGAGUGCACACACGGCCCCAACUUUAGUCACCCCUGAACUGACGGGUAUUUUUUUUGUGUGGCUCCAAGUGACGUCAUCCCGCUGCUCCGCCCCAAAACCGCCUCCUGCGCGUACCGGUCGCAGGUUUGAAGCAGCGUGACUCGACUUGGUAUAUAUAGACUUACCCCAUCACCUUCAGCCAUUGAUGUAUUUAGGUUAUUGUCGGUUACCAUAAGAAAAUGAAGUGUUUUUUUUUAUAAGGGGAAACAGAACACGUUUUAUUUUUUGCGUUCUUAUUGUUAAUUUAAGUGAGACUUGACAAAGUGAGGCCAUUUGAUUUUAUUGCAAUUGUUUAUUCUACCGUGUGUGUGUGUGUGUGUGUGUGUGUGUGUGUGUGUGUGUGUGUGAGAGAGAGAGAGAGAGAGAGAGAGAGAGAGAGAGAGAGAGAGAGAGAGAGAGAGAGAGAGAGAGAGAGAGAGAGAGAGAGAGAGAGAGAGAGAGAGAGAGAGAGAGAGAGAGAGAGCAACGGUGCCAGAUUAUCGUACUCAGAGCCUCGUAUCUACCGGUUUCUGAUGCCUAACUAUUGCCAAAAAACACCAAUAAUUAACCAUUUUAAGGAUAACUAUAUAUGAAGGCAGUUAUUGGGGUCGUGGAGGCAGUUUUGGGGGCGGAAAUCGGCAAACAGGAGGCUGAGUACGACAAUCUGGCAACGUUGGAGGGGAGGGGAACACUCAAGGGGGUUAGUGUGUUGGAAGCAGCAGUGAGAGGAGGAUGUGUUCGUGUGUGCUCCGUGGAAAUGUAACCUUGACACUAAAGCUUGACUCGGGGGCUGCAGCGUAAAACGUGAACCAUAUUAGAACAGAACCUUCCUCCCGCAGACAAAUUGCUCAGUACCAAACGUUAUAUUAGUCUUUUAAACAUCGACGGUCUGUUCACGCCUACCCAUCAUCGUUACCAAACUAUCGUACACAGCCACGCAGCACAUUAUAUUUUCCGGUUUCUGAAUCACAGCUAUCGCAAACAAACGCCAAUGAGUAACGCUUUUAACGAUAACUUUAACUAGGAUCUCGUUAUCUGUGUGGGUAGGAGAGUUUUGGGCCCUGGAACUGAUGAAUGCGAUGUUCUGAGUACGAUAUUAUGGUAACGCUGGUACCCCUCAACGCCUGUGCGAGCUUAGCAGACCCAGGAGCCGCUCAGUCAGUCAGGGUACAUCGCUAAUGCCGUGCGAGAGUCGUUAAAUCUGAGCAAACAUAGCGAUCGAAAUUGGUCUGUGCCUUGCUAGCUAAUACAGGAGGCUUGUAAAUCUUAAGAAUAGCGGCUCCUAGUGGGUGCGUGGUAAUUACAACAUUUCUAGCACGUACGACGAGGGGGGCUUCGUGGUGCAGUGGUUAGCACACUCAGCUCACAACCGAGAGAGCCCGGGUUCGAUUCCCGGGCGGAGUGGAAAAAUUUGGGCGGGUUUUCCGAUACCCUACGCCCCUGUCCACCCAGCAGUGUACCAGGUAUUAAUCGGGGGUUGUGUCCCGUCUCCUGGGGUCUGUUCCCUUCUCCUGUAAUUCCUUCCCCUUCUGUCUCUCUCCGGCAUAUGACCACAGAUGUUGCGCCGAAUAAACCAAACUUUCCAACUGUUCCCUUCUCCUAUAAUUCCUUCCCCUUCUGUCUCUCUCCGGCAUAUGACCACAGAUGUUGCGCCGACUAAACCAAACAUUACAACUGUUCCCUUCUCCUAUAAUUCCUUCCCCUUCUGUCUCUCUCCGGCAUAUGACCACAGAUGUUGCGCCGACUAAACCAAACUUUCCAACUGUUCCCUUCUCCUAUAAUUCCUUCCCCUUCUGUCUCUCUCCGGCAUAUGAC